Molecule: messenger RNA, 576 nt
Organism: Adineta steineri
Lineage: Eukaryota; Metazoa; Rotifera; Eurotatoria; Adinetida; Adinetidae
Source: the annotation of a GenBank genome assembly
AUGAUUAGUGAUAAUGAUAAUUUAACUGUAAAAGAAGAUGAAAUUAAUGAUUUAUCAAUAUCAAAUAAUAAAAUAACGAAUAAUGAAUUAUUUAAAUCAGCGAAUCGAAGAAAACAAUUUAAACCAAAUCGUGUUACAAAUGAGGAUGAAGAGGCGAUUCCUCAACAAGAAUUAACUACGGAUUUAACAAAAGAAUAUAUUACAACUCCUCCUGCUACUACUACUACUACUACUACUACUAGCAAUAACAAUAAUCCUCGACAACAACAAGAAGCUUAUUGUAAUUUAUGUGAACGUUCAUUUUGUAAUAAAUAUUUUCUUAAAACACAUUUUGCUAAAAAACAUGGAGGAUUGAAUAUGGUUUCACCAUUAUCAUUAACAGAAACAAAUGAUAAUGUUAAUGUAUCUUUGUCUCCACCAUCACCAUGUUUAUCAAAUGAACAAUCAAUAUCUUUAAUGACUAAUCAACAAUCAUCACCUAUUAAUAAUACUAAAAUAUCGGAAAAAACUAGUGAAGAUUAUUGUGAAAUUUGUCAAAAACAUUUUUGUAAUAAAUAUUAUCUUCGUGUAAGUUAA